AUGUAUAUUCGUGAAGCUAUUUAUCAACUCAUAACGACAUGGAACGAUCAGAGCACGGUGCUUGCCGCAACAGUUCGCGCUGUAAAGAAGAACGCUGAGGAGAAUGGUGUCGUUUCUGAAUCUAACGAUAUCGGUCUGGAACGAAUAGACGAUCCAUUCCCAUCGUAUUUACAUCUUGGGCUUAAACUUCAACCGAGAGUUGGUGUUGUUGUUCGUGACAUCAUGGACUCACGAGGGAAUUACAAGCCCGAUAUAGGCAGUAUAAUUGCGUAUGCACUUUCUUCAGCGGAUUAUGAGGAGAAUCGCCGGAAGCAGCGUGAUGCUGCCAAGGGAGAGCAACCUCCACUCAACCUCAAUUCAAACAGCAUAGCAUCAGACGAACAGGCGUUGGCCGCUGAACAUCUUGAGAUAGAGUUCCAGGAUAAUCAGGCUUCUUAUUACGUCAAAGCGUACUAUGCGGCCCGAUUCCGCUUAUUGCGUAAGUUACUGUUCACAGAAGGUGAAGAAGCAUUCAUCCGUUCGUUGUCUCAAAGCACUUUCUGGACACCACAGGGAGGAAAAUCAGGAUCAUUUUUCUAUAGGACCCAGGAUGAUCGGUUUGUUGUGAAGCAGAUGUCUCGGUUCGAGAUCCAGUCUUUUGUUGAAUUCGCGCCUCACUAUUUCGAAUACGUGAAAACUGCUGUUGUUGAAAACAAAUUGACGGCUCUGUGUAAGGUAAGAGUUGAAGAGUCUAUGGUGUGUUUCCGAGUUGGCUAUAAAAGCAAAUCUACACAACUGAAAUUUGAUAUCCUGGUUAUGGAAUAUUUGUUCUAUAAACACAAUGUGAAUCAAGUAUGGGACCUCAAAGGCUCUCUGAGGAAUCGAAUGGCCUCAACGGGGAAAAGCACAUCAGACCUUGUCCUGUUGGAUGAAAACUUGAUGAAAGAUCUGUGGAACAAACAACUGUACAUUUAUCCGCAUGCUAAAGCUGCACUAAACCAAGCAAUCAGCAAUGACAGUCACUUUUUGAGUUCCCAGCAUGUUAUGGAUUACUCUUUACUUGUUGGAGUCGAUGAAACGAACGGUGAAUUGAUUCUAGGAAUAGUUGACUAUAUGAGGACGUACACGCUGGACAAGAAACUUGAAUCAUGGGUAAAAAUUGUUGCUAUACCUGGCGCUCAUCUUCCAACAAUCCUCAGUCCAGAAAUGUACUGCACGAGGUUCUCUGAGGCUAUUGAUACUUAUUUCCCGGUUGUUCCUGAUCAAUGGACGGGUUUGGGAUCCGCGGUCUCUUAUUAG
This is a messenger RNA of Cooperia oncophora, 1278 nucleotides long. The record is from the annotation of a GenBank genome assembly. NCBI's taxonomy places the organism in Eukaryota, Metazoa, Nematoda, Chromadorea, Rhabditida, Trichostrongylidae.